AUGGGUAACCCAUGGCUUGGUGGAUUUACUACAACUAUAAAAUGUCUAGCACUUUUACAUAUUGUUCAUUCAAGAUAUUAUGAAUUUACUCAAACAAAAGGGGAAUCCAUGCUGCCUACAUUGAACCGGAUAAACGAUUAUGUCCAUGUUUCUAAAUGGUAUAGAAAUGGCAGAGAUUGUCGAAUGGGUGAUUGUAUAGUAUUAUAUAAACCUAAUGAUCCAAAAAAAAGAGUUUGUAAACGAAUAACAGGCAUGCCUGGAGAUUACAUCUUGGUUGAUCCAUCAUUGGAUGAUCCUAAUGCAAGGUCUACAUAUAUUAAAGUUCCUAAGGGUCAUGUAUGGGUUACUGGGGACAAUUUAGCGCACUCUCUGGACUCCCGAUCGUAUAAUGUUGUGCCUAUGGGAUUAAUAGUAGGUAAAAUAAUUGCUGCAAACGAUUUUAAUAAGCCUGUAUGGGAUCCUGAUUUAAGGAUUUUAUUUGGAUUUAGGUGGAUCAUUAAUAACUUUGAACAUAUAUAA
Arxiozyma heterogenica is the source of this 519-nucleotide messenger RNA. RefSeq names its product endopeptidase catalytic subunit IMP1 (gene IMP1). Gene Ontology annotation, molecular function: serine-type endopeptidase activity. Gene Ontology annotation, cellular component: mitochondrial inner membrane peptidase complex; membrane. The transcript has a single exon. Lineage: Eukaryota; Fungi; Ascomycota; Saccharomycetes; Saccharomycetales; Saccharomycetaceae. The coding region runs from base 1 to 519 and encodes 172 amino acids. The record is from RefSeq and is a predicted model, not a curated record.